Molecule: messenger RNA, 1897 nt
Organism: Rosa chinensis
Lineage: Eukaryota; Viridiplantae; Streptophyta; Magnoliopsida; Rosales; Rosaceae
Exons: 6
Coding region: 269-1687 (472 amino acids)
Source: RefSeq, a predicted model, not a curated record
UAAGAGAGAGAGAGAGAGAGAGUCCAACUGUGUCUGGGAGAGAGCGACAGAAGAGAGUCCCACCUAAGAACCCAAGAAGAGCUUUUCUUCUUCUCUUCAACUCGGUCAGAGAGUUCAUCAGUCCACCGGCGCCGACGAUAGGUUGCGCCGCCGUGGACAUGUGCCUUCUCGCUCUCGCCCACCGACGGAGGUUUUCUCAAUCACAGAUUGAAUCAGGCAUUGACAUGAAUAGUUUUCUGAUUGCCAGAAGGAAGGAAUCUAGAGUGGGAUGGGCCCUGAAUUGGAGCUGAAACCAAAGUCAGAAGCUGCAAUGGAAGUUUCAGCUGUAAAGGAGACUGGUCUAAUUCAUAUAGAGCCAGAAGAGAAGAUUAUGCCUUGUGUGAGUAACUACAAAGAUAAUAUUUUUAACAUGGAAGCAUCAUUUGCGGAACAAGCUACUACAUCAAAUAGAAGUGAGAAUCAGGAGAUAAAUAUUACCGAUUGUGGCAGUCCGAAUGACGUUCGGAUGGUUGAAAAUGAAUGCCAGGACUUGACAGAGAGCUCGAGUUCUUUCGGUAAUACAGUAUCUGGGACAGAGAAUGGUUUGAUGUUGGAUGGUGGUGAUGAAGUUGAAUCACAGUAUUGUGAAAAUCCAUCGGUGUCAUUAUAUGAUGGAUAUUCUGAUGCAUUUCAUACCAGGAAGAAAAAGUUGACUGGUCAUUGGAGGAAAUUUAUACGUCCUCUUAUGUGGCGCUGUAAAUGGCUCGAACUGCAGAUUAAGGAGCUUCAGUCCCAGACCCUGAAAUAUGAUGCGGAACUUGCAGAAUAUGAUAAAGCAAAGCAGUUUGAAUUUGGAGGUUACACAGCUGAAGGUUUUGAUGGAAAGUCAAUACCAUUUUCAAGUCAAAUUCAAAGAAACAAAUUCAUGAAAAGGAAGAAAAGAAAGAGAAUUGAAGAUACUACUGAUAUAGUGUCAUUUACGUCAAACCAUAAACUGUUUUCCUAUUAUGAAAAUAAAAAUUCUGGUGCUAAUGGUGGUUCCAUGGAAGAGGAUUGUGGUAAUUUAGCAGGUAAAAGUAGUCAUGGCAUAAAUGAGUUUGACAUUGAGUUCAGAGAUGGUGAUAGUACCUUGGAAGAUACUCUUCGGAAGAUUGAAGUGGUACAUUCACAAGUCUGCCGGUUAAAGACCCGAAUUGACAAUGUGGUCAAGGAAAAUCCCGCAUUGUUUGGCUUUGCUCAAAGUCCUGCUCUUGAAAAUGGGAAUGAUUCACUAGCUGAAACUCUACCAAAUGCAUUUCAGCAUAGUUCUGAGUGUAACAUGGGACCUUUACUUUUGCCUGGGAGUGCAGUUUCAAGUCAUGAAGGGUUAACCGCUCUCCCUGGUAUGAUUGGGAACACAGAUCAGCCUUGGCUUGGCACUGAACAGGAAAAUGCCGAGGAUGGAUACCUUGUACCUAAUGCAGCUGUCAAGAAAGAGCAACAUGAUUUUGAAAACAAUAAAGAUCAGGUCAUAGAGCAGCCUCUCCUAUCGAGUGCACAGCAGAAAACUAAUUUCUCAGUUCCAGCUUCAAAAACUGUGCCAAAAAAAUCCAGCUUACCUAAUGCAACUCAACAACCCGAUUCCACUACGAGGACUGAAUUCCCUUGGAACACAAGAAAUCGUGGGAAGCGUAAACCUGGUUCGUACAGGUGGAGCCGGAAAUCCUAGAGUUAGAUGGACUAGAAGUGACUGAAUAUCAUUUGUUAUGAUAUUAUUGUAUAUGAUGCUUAUUCUGCUGUACAUGCUCAACUCUCUCACAUGCAAAUAUGAUUUCAACUGUACAUGCUGCUUAAUUAGGCAGACACACUAGCCUCAUGGAAAGGUUCACAACCUGUUGGUGUUUUUGUUCAAAUGGUUUUGGGCAUUAUACCUCCAUCA